AUGUCCACCAAUGAGAAUGCUAAUUCACCAGCUGCCUGCCUUAACAGAUUCAAAAACAAGGGGAAAGACAGUACAGAAAUGAGGCGGUGCCGAAUAGAAGUUAAUGUGGAGCUGAGGAAAGCUAAGAAGGAUGACCGGAUGCUGAAAAGGAGAAACGUAAGCUCGUUUCCUGAUGAGGCUACCUCUCCACUACAGGAAAACUGCAACAACCAGGGCACUGUAAAUUGGUCUGUUGAUGACAUUGUCAAAGGCAUAAAUAGCAACAAUUUGGAAAGCCAUCUUCAGGCUACUCAAGCUGCUAGUAAACUGCUUUCUAGGGAAAAACAGCCCCCCAUAGACAACAUAAUCCGGGCUGGUUUGAUUCCAAAAUUUGUGUCCUUCUUGCGCAGAACUGAUUGUAGUCCCAUUCAGUUUGAAUCUGCUUGGGCUCUCACUAACAUUGCUUCUGGGACGUCAGCACAGACCAAGACUGUGGUAGAUGGAGUUCCUGAUAUGUCAUCUUUAGCAUGUGGUUACUUACGUAACCUUACUUGGACACUUUCAAACCUUUGUCGCAACAAGAAUCCUGCACCCCCAUUAGAUGCUGUUGAGCAGAUUCUUCCUACCUUAGUUCGUCUCCUGCAUCAUGAUGAACCAGAGGUAUUGGCAGAUACCUCCUGGGCCAUUUCCUACCUUACUGACGGUCCAAAUGAACGGAUUGAAAUGGUUGUGAAAACAGGAGUUGUUCCCCAGCUUGUGAAGCUUCUAGGAGCUACUGAAUUGCCCAUUGUGACUCCUGUGCUAAGAGCCAUAGGAAAUAUUGUCAUUGGGACAGAUGAACAGACUCAGGUUGUAAUAGAUGCAGGAGCACUUGCUGUUUUUCCCAGCCUCCUAACAAACCCCAAAACUAAUAUUCAGAAGGAAGCUAUGUGGACAAUGUCAAACAUCACAGCUGGUCGCCAGGAUCAGAUACAGCAAGUUGUGCAUCAUGGUUUAGUCCCAUUCCUCAUUGGUGUUCUCUCUAAGGCAGACUUUAAGACAUAA
Molecule: messenger RNA, 1023 nt
Organism: Zalophus californianus (California sea lion)
Lineage: Eukaryota; Metazoa; Chordata; Mammalia; Carnivora; Otariidae
Product: importin subunit alpha-1-like
Exons: 2
Coding region: 1-1023 (340 amino acids)
Biological process (GO): NLS-bearing protein import into nucleus
Cellular component (GO): nucleus
Molecular function (GO): protein binding; nuclear import signal receptor activity
Source: RefSeq, a predicted model, not a curated record